Molecule: messenger RNA, 4282 nt
Organism: Prorocentrum cordatum
Lineage: Eukaryota; Dinophyceae; Prorocentrales; Prorocentraceae
Source: the annotation of a GenBank genome assembly
GGCACGCCGCCGUCCUUCGACAAUGUGAGGAAACCUGGCUACUUCGACUGGAGUUUCAAGUUCAAGAACGCGCUGAACUACGGCAGCUACGACGACGACUGGCGUCAGAUGGCGCACAGCCUAUACUUCAUGCUCACGAUGUAUGCAGAGGGCACGCCAUUCGGCAUCGUCAGGAAGGUUCGCAAUCAGGACGGCUUCGAGGCACAUAGGAGGCUGAGCUACCAGUACGACCCGCAGAACAUGGGUAGCAUCCUCUCGCGGCUGAUGAAGGUGCUGGAGGUUGAUCGCGGCGGCGAGUCUGAGCUCCUGGGCAACCUCGCAAAGUUCGAGAACCUGAUCGAGGAGUACGAGGAGUUGUCCAAGGCGUUGAAGAACCACGUCCUCUUGUCGAUCCCGAAGGAAGACAUCCAGUGGAACGCGACUAAAGAAGGACCCGCGCCGAUGGACGUCGGCUGGGCCCAGACAAGUGGCAGUGGGACCGACGGCCCGGCAAAUGCGGCGACUGGAAAGGCGGCAAAGGUAGACUCAAAAGGCAACGAUACAGAUUCGAAGGGCUGGGGCAAGGACGGAAGCGACAAGGGCGGCAAGGGCGACGGCAAGCAGAAGUGCCAGGGACACUGUGGCCGAUGCGGUAGGCGGGGCCACAAGCAGAAGGACUGCUACGCCAAGAUCAACGAGGCGGACGCGGGCGACUGGAGCAGCUGGAACGAGGUCUGGAACACCGACGACUGGGGCAAGAGCUGGGGCGGCCAGAAGGGCCGGGGCCAGUGCGAGCCCGCUCCAGCGCAGCCCAGCAAGGCGGUCGACGUGAUGGUCGACGCGGGCGCGAAUCGGUCGGUGCGCGGUCCGCAGGACUUCCCAGGCUACCCGAUCAUCCAGGACGCGAAGAUGGAGAUCAAGGUCGCGAAUGGUGCGAAAAUCAGGCACUACGGCGACGAGCAGGUGAACCCGAAGACGGAGUCCGACGACGAGAUCAAUGUGAAGGUCCACGCGACAGAUGCGACGAGGCCGAUCCUGAGCCUGACCAGUAUCAACAUUGCAGGUGCUGGAGUGGUGUUCCCGCCAUCCGGCGCGAGGGGCUCGGCUUCGAUCGCGAGGGGUUCGAAGAGCAGCGGCGCGGCCGCGGACGACGCGACCCCGUUCUUGGCGCAGGAGGUCGACCAGCCCAUCGAGCCGGCUGCAAGGCCGGAUGCUACGGCGGUGACAGCGCCGAGAGAUCCCGCGAAGGUAGAAGGCGUGCCUGUGGUCCAGAUCGACUACACGUUCGGCAAGGCGCGUCGCGGCGAGGAGGCGCACCGAGUCAUGAACGCGAUAGACAACGCAUGCCACGCCACGGCUUCAGUUUGGUACGAGGCGAAGGGCAGUGGAGACACUUUUUGUGUCAAGUGCCUCAAGCGCUACGUGGGGGAGCUGGGGCACGAGAAGGACAUCGCGCAGGGCCGCCCCGAGAACGCGGCCAAGGAUGCGGCGAUCAAGGUUGCUCGGGACGUCGGCAACGAGGCGACGUUCAGAACUACCCCGAAGACGAGCCAGGGCAGCAGCGGCAUGGUGGAGAGGUUCCACGCGUUUAUCCAAGGGGCGACGAGGACCUGGUGGAAAGCCAUCGGGGGCAAGUGCGGGAUCGUGAUGGAGCUGAGGCACCCGAUCAUGGCAUGGAUUGUGCGCCGCGCGUCGUGGACGCGCGAUCGGUGCCCGGUCCAUCGCUCGGACUACAAGACGUCGUUCGAGCGCCAGAACGAGAAGCACGACGAUAAGAAGUUCGAGACCGCGUGGGGCUACGGGAUCUACUUGGGGAGGUCGCCGGAGGACGACACCCGCGUCUGCGGGGCGCGCCGGGGCAUCAUCGUGGCGAGGUCCGUGCGGAGGCUCGUGGACAGCGAGCGCUACGACAAGCAGUUGUUCCUGGCCACGCGAGGCAUCCCCUCGGACAUGAAGGCGGCCAAUGCGUCGGCGCCCGCGGUGGGCAGGGAGGGGCAGCCAGCCCCGAGUCGCCCGAGCCAGCCCGGCUCCGGGGCGGCGGCGGCGAGUCCGCAGGAGGGGAAGGCCAGGAAGCCCGAGACGACCGGCGACGCCAACAUGGGCGACAUCGAGGACGACGGCCCCAAGGCCGUUCAGAAGAGGCCGAGGGGAAGACCACCCACGCGUGCGCUGCCGAACCCGAUGUCGGCGGAGUACGCGCCCGGGGGCGAGGCGCCGCCCAAGGAGAGGAAGAUCGGCGUGGUGACGAUCGCCAAUGUGGCUGAGCUGGGCUACCCUGGUGGCGCCGAGCUCCACGCCCCCUGCGAGCGCGAUCCGAACUUCGAGCUGCUGGGGGAGGCCUAUUGCGACGGCGAUGACGGCGAGCACCUCGACCCGAACAUGGGCCACGAGGGGAUCAAGAGGGAGGCGAAGUUCAUGGAGCCCCUCGGCGCCGGGGGCCCCGCGCCGCGCCCGCGCGACGAGAAAGUGCGGGGCGCGAGGUGGCGCCGCCGCGAGAAGGGCGACGGCGUGCGGAGCAGGUUCGUGGCGGGGCAGUUGAGGGGCGCGCAGGCGGGAGACUUCUUCGCCUGCGCUCCGAGGACGGGGGCCGCGAGGACGCUGAUGGCGGCGGCGCUGCUGCUCAUGCACGCCACGGCAUGGGACGUGGACUCGCGUGGAAGCUGUAGAAGUCUCUCUGCGGGCUCAGAGGGGCAGCGCUUCGAUUCCAGGAGUUUCUGGAGCACCGUGGUUGGCCUUGGCUUCGAGGUAUGCAAGGCGGAGCCCACCAUGUGCCAUCGCGUCGAGAACGGGAUCAGGGUCGCGGUCCACGCGGACGAUCCUCAUGCUGCCGGUCCAACGCGGCGUGUUCUCGGCGAGAUGUUCGACAAGCUCGCGGAGCACUUCUUGAUCAAGGGCCGCUUCGUCCUGGGCGAGGACCCCGCGAUCUACUUCGGCUCGUCGCUGCAGCGGUUCGACGACGUGAUCGUGGAGAAGAGCAAGCCCGGGUACGUGGAAAUCAUCUUCGAGGCCGCGGGGGUGCCUGACUGCUGGCCUGUGGGCGCGGCAGGUGCCAGGCCAGACCUGGCCGAGCCUGGCGCGGAGGAACCGCUCAACGGCGAGGAGCACUCGUCGUGUCGGAGGUGCUGCGGGAAGAUCCAGUGCGCCACCCCCAGGAGGCUGGGCGCGACGCACCCGCUGAAGGAGCUCGGUCGGCGGCUGAGCGAGCCGCGGAAGGCCGACGUGAAGUGCCUGAAGCACCUCCUCCGCUACCUCAACGGGGCCCGCGACAUGGCGAUGGCCAACCGCGCGUCCAACGACUGGAAGCGACUCCGAGGUAGCACCGACUCGCACUGGGCAGGAUGCCACGAGACCAGAAAGUCGACCUGCUGCGGGAUCGCGCGGUGGUGCCGCGUGGUCAUAAGCGCGCACUCUCGCACGGAGUCGGUGUCGGCCCAGUCGAGCCCCGAGGCCGAGUACCUUGGCGCAGUAGAGUUGGCGGCGGAGAUGCUCUGCGCGCGGGAGAUCAUUCGCUUCGUGGGUUUCGACGCGCCGAUGGGGACAGCGAAGUGGCUCUGGCUCCAACGACGCGCGGGCACGGGCCAGAUCAGGAUCGAGAAUGCCCCAGACGUCGGCGCGAGGUUCCUCGGCAAGGCGGCGCUCGAGAAGUGCAGGUCCGUGCUCGGCCUGGCGGCGGUCGACAAGUUCGGCAGUGCGGUGGUCGUGGCGCUGAGUGCAGGGAGGUCGGCGCGAUUCCUGGGGGCUUCCAUGAUCCCGGCGAGCGGCGCGAGAGCGCAACCUGACCAUGGCAGAGGAGGAUUCGAGCCGCUCAUGAUGGUCAUGUUCGCCUGGGCCCUGAGCUGCGUUAUCAUCGGUCUGUUGUUCGGCUACCUGCGCUCGCACCUCAGAGCGUGCCCGACGAAUUCGACGACGCCGACGGGAUCGGCUACAUCGUGUUCCUCUACGGAGAUGCCGACGGCGCCGAUGGUCGAGACGGCGACGUCGGGGGCGACGGAGCCGACGUCGGUGCCGCCACCACCAGCGACCUGGGAGGUCGGGUCGCAGACGGACGGCGAGAGCGCGGGGCCAUCGGGGCCUGGAGACGGCGCUCGGUCCCUCGGGGGGCGUCCGCGAGUGCAGCUGGCGUACCACCUCGACGACUGCGCGGCCAUGGCCCAUGCGACGUCGAACUGCCCAGCGCCAGCCAAUCGGACGAGGUGGAUGUCAACGUGCGGGGCGCGCUCGAUCUGCUGCGCGGCGCUGCCGGAAAAACGGGCGACGCUGUUCCGCGCGGGCGGCCCAGAGACGCCGGUGCACCGUGACCAAG